This is a messenger RNA of Zingiber officinale, 1551 nucleotides long. RefSeq names its product myosin heavy chain, embryonic smooth muscle isoform-like. The coding region runs from base 1 to 1551 and encodes 516 amino acids. The record is from RefSeq and is a predicted model, not a curated record. The transcript is spliced from 3 exons. NCBI's taxonomy places the organism in Eukaryota, Viridiplantae, Streptophyta, Magnoliopsida, Zingiberales, Zingiberaceae.
AUGGAACCCACGACGGAACCUGACGAACUUGCUUCUUUACUUCGACAAACUUCCCAUCUGCUGGAGUUAUCGGAUCAAAAAGAGGAAGCCUCACUUCAGCAAAUUGCCGCUCUGACGGAAUUACUGGCUCAAAAAGAAGAAAUCUUGCUGGAGAUGACUGAGAGCAGAGAUCUUCAAGCAUCCCUUACACACGAAAUGGAAAGCUUAUGGCUGGCCGCCAAAUCCAGAACUCGGGCUGAAGUUGCUCUUAAGCUAAAAGUUCAAUCUGAUUUCCAAAGCCAAGUCCAUUAUAUUAUUUAUUUGAAAAUGAAGCAUGAAGAUGAGGUGGCUCUCCUAAAAGAGGAAGGCCGGCUCAAAGAUGAGGCUAUUGGGCAACUGAAGCGCACCAUCAACCUUCUCAAGGAAGAUUUAACUAAGGCCCAAGCUCAUUUAACCCGAAAGGAUCAAGCCUCCGGCUCUGAGGCUCCCAUGCUCCGCGCAUACUCCUCAGAUAUAAAACGCCAAUCUUUCUCCAUUCUGAAAACUCUCAGCGCGGAACUUAAGCAGGGCUUGGCGGCUUCCUCCCGAUAUGUCCCUUCUGCUCUGCAGUCCGCCCCUUCUGCCUCUCAACUCGCGCCACCUGCACCGGGCCAGGAGGAAGCUUCUGCCUGCUCUGCCAAUCUAAGUGCCAUUCAGUACGCCUCCCACUUACAGAGGGAGAAUGAAGUAUUAAAGGCUCGUCUUGAAGAGUUAGAGUUGCCACUAACUCCCCGCGAUCCCCUCAACCCGACUCCUGAGGACCUAGCGCAUUAUCUUCAGCUGAUUGGGGAGUCUGCAGAGUCUGUCUGCAACAUUUCUCAUGCGGCUUUUGACAAGAUAAAGACUUUGGAAGCGGCUCUGCAGACAAGCGAGUCCAAAUUGGCUUUUGAAGUGGAGAGGCGUCGCUCUCUAGUGGUGGAGCUGGACGCAAAGGACGCCCGGUUGACGAGUCUGCAGGAAGCCCAGGAGGCCCUUCAGAAGACUUUAACUGAUGUCCAGGGUCAACUGGCCUCUAGUUCAGACCGGGAGAAGGCCUUUCACAGCCAGUGGGAGGCCAGCCAAGCGACCCUUAAAUCAAUGCAGGCCGACCUUUUGAAAGCUCAAGAGGAUGUUUCCCAGGGUCAACAAGAUCUGACUUUGGCCCGAGCUAAUGCGGAGAAGGCCAGAGUUGAUACAGAGAAGGCCCAGGUAGAGUUGACAGAUUACCAGGCGGGAGAAGUUGGUCGUCUGAGAGCCUACAGGCAAGCAUACGUCACCUCCCCCUUCUUCUUGAGGAAGAUAAGGGAUUUGAUGAAUUUUAUGCUUUGUUGUGGCGCGGCUGGUGGGGCUCGACAAAUGUUUGAGCAGGAUCUGCUUUGCGUUGCCCCCUCAGAAGAUUUCUUAGAUAUCGCUCGCCUGAUGAGAGAGAUUCCAGACGAGUCGCUUCCUUCCUUUAAAGAUGAUGACGACUUGUUCCUCCUCCCUGAGCCUCCUGCUGACGCUGCGCCUUGUCCCCCCGAGCCUCCUGUCAACCCUACUGACAAUGAUCCUUGA